UCUUUUCUCAUCUAACAAUCUGCCUCCGUAAUAAAUUAUUGCGACCCAGAAUUCUUUUUUUUAGGUUGUUAAGAAGUACCAAAAUCUCAUUCAACAGCACAAAACUCCAACCUUUCAGAUAUUAAAUCCAAACGUGAAAAUGGAAAACACUACGACUCUCUAAUCAGAAACCGAUUAGACACAAAACAACGGCGACUUAUUGUUAAGACAACUACUUGGAUCUGAUCUGCCUCAUCUUUCGACGCUUCCUCUUCAACCUUCUCAUGCGCUUCUUCUUCCACUUGGCCCUCAUGGUGAUUCCGUGUCUAAGCUCCUUCUCACCCUCGCUUCCGAAACCCUAGUAGUCCGGAGUAGGCUUCCGAAACCCUCAUGUUGUCAUGUUCCCCUCAAAUCCUGUGUAAAACUUCCAUCAAAUAGGUUCAUACCUUCUAUCGCCAACUUUCACACCCAGAAUCUAAAACCAAGCAAGAUGAGAAAGGGUGUAAAAAUAAAAGGAGUUAGAGGGAAAAUUCCGAAAAAAUCCCCGAUUAUUAUUGAGCAUGCGGAGGAUACAGAUCAUGACUUGGAAAUUGGGACUUGCAAUACAGUGUUCCCACUACAGAGGACACAGAAGUACUCCAUCUACAGUGUUCCCAACACACUCCGCGAGAUCAAUGGCUGGACAUGUUUCGAGCCCCGCGUCGUCUCCAUCGGGCACUACCACUAUAACCAACGUACACGCCUCCCAGUGAUGCAAAAGCACAAGCUGAUGUUCUGCAGAAUUCUACUGUCCAGAGCCGGAAAAACUGUGGAGGACUUGAUGCAAAACAUACGCCCACUUGAAGCUGAAGCCAGAGGUUAUUACUCAGAAAAGAUUGAGUUCCAGUCCGAGUCCGAGCUGGGAAACGAUUCAUUCCUCAAAAUGCUGAUUCUUGAUGGUUGUUUUAUAUUAGAAUUGUUUCAAAUACUUGGAAAAUCGAGACAGACAAAGUCUGAUCUGAGUGAUCACCCUCUCUCCUCCAUGGAAUGGGCAAUACCACAUUUAUACGGGGAUCUUCUUCUGCUUGGGAAUCAGAUCCCCUUUGUUGUUCUGAAAAAGUUGUUUGAAACUACCAAAAGUCAGGAUGAUCAGGAUCACGAUCCUUUGUCCUUGGUUGCUUUGAGAUUCUUUAACAAGGUAAUGGAAAGAAGGGAAGAAGAACUCAAAAAGAUCAGCAAGGAUCUCAAUGACAGCUUGCAUUUGCUGGACUUGGUUCGGAAAAGUUUUAUCCACGAUCUAGAUAAGCAACCAAACAAACCAAAGAAGAAAAGGCCAGAAACAGAAACGAUGGUGAUAUACUGCCUCACGAAGCUCAUCAAAGCCGGGAUUAAGAUCAAACCGCGUGAGUCGGACAGCUUCUUGGCUGUGAAAUUCAACAACGGAGUGAUUGAGAUGCCCAAAAUAACCCUCGACUACUGCAUGCAAUCUUUCUUGGUGAACUGUAUAGCAUUCGAGCAGUUCCACAACGAAUGCUCCAAGCACAUCACAGUUUACGCUUAUUUCUUGUACUGUCUGGUAAACACAGCCAAGGACGUCGACUACCUUCACGAACGCGACAUCAUUAACAGUUAUGUUGGGAAGAACAGCGAGGUCGUGCAAUUCAUCAACACAUUGGGAAAGCAGGAGGUUGAAACCGAUCAGUUUUAUUUAGACAACGUUUUCGUUGGAGUGCGCAGAUAUUAUAAGAACGAGUACAACCUGCAAUGGACGGGGUUCAAGGAUAGGUACUUUAAUACGCCAUGGUCAUUCAUUUCGUUAUUGGCAGCCGGUGUGCUCUUAGUGUUGACCGUUUUGCAGACCUACUUCACCAUCUGCGCUUAUGUGAAUCCUAAAUAAAGGGCUUUCUCCUACUCGAUCCCUCCCUCUGUUACGUGCAUGCAGUGCAUGUCUUCCGGUCCAUGUCCAGCUACAAAGGUGUCCGUAUGGGAGGCUGGAUGCUCAAGUUGUACGUGUGUUCGAUUAGCAGAUAAGUUGGUUAGUUGUUUAGCUGUUUGAUCAUGGUACAAUUCUUCUAGCUAUUGUGCUUGCUUUACUUUCACAUUUUGUCGCUUGUUUGUUUUAACUGAUGUUCUCUCUUCCAGCCGGCACUCGUAAUCAGGGUACCAGGAAUUAAUAUAUAGUGGUCUUUGUUUUU
Carya illinoinensis is the source of this 2153-nucleotide messenger RNA. Its product is annotated as UPF0481 protein At3g47200-like. The transcript has a single exon. NCBI's taxonomy places the organism in Eukaryota, Viridiplantae, Streptophyta, Magnoliopsida, Fagales, Juglandaceae. Bases 470 to 1855 code for a protein of 461 amino acids. The record is from RefSeq and is a predicted model, not a curated record.